Messenger RNA from Cimex lectularius (bed bug), 6369 nucleotides. RefSeq names its product myosin-VIIa-like. The transcript has 38 exons. Bases 216 to 6341 code for a protein of 2041 amino acids. Lineage: Eukaryota; Metazoa; Arthropoda; Insecta; Hemiptera; Cimicidae. Gene Ontology annotation, molecular function: cytoskeletal motor activity; protein binding; ATP binding. Gene Ontology annotation, cellular component: cytoskeleton; myosin complex. The record is from RefSeq and is a predicted model, not a curated record.
AAGUAUGUGAUUUCGUUUCCACCCAAUUUAUCCUCACAUCUUUAUCUUACCCUACCUACAAAAUAUUUUUUAUCAAAUCGAAACGAUUAAACAAACAAUAUGUUUGUUUCAUUUUCAUCGUAAAUCAGAGUGCUUUUGACACCUUCUUUAUUACGUUUUAUGACUCAAAUUGUGAAUUUAUACAUACUUCUUGUGUGUGUUAUACUUUCUGAUUGAUGGAGGCAUCAACUGUUGUGGCAAAUGUGGGGGACCACGUUUGGAUAAAGCCAUCUUCAACAGACAGAUAUGAACUACCGUGGUCAGGGAAAAUUGUAUCAAAGAAAAAAGAUUCAUUUACAAUUUGUGGAGAUGAAACAAAGAACAUCACUGUGAAGCCUGAGGAAAUAAUGAAAUUGGUGAAUACAACAGAUAUUUUGGCACUAGAAGACAUGAUCCACUUAUCAGAUCUUCAAGAAUAUUCUAUCCUGAGGAAUAUUUUACUUAGAUAUUAUAAAGAUCAAAUUUAUACAUACAUUGGAGGGAUUUUAGUAGCUGUAAACCCUUACAAGUCAUUACCAAUCUAUUCCGAUUUAUAUAUAAAGCGUUAUUAUAAUAAAAGAUCAGGAGAGCUACCACCUCAUAUUUUUGCUGUCGGUGCACAAGCGUUGACUAACAUGAAGCGUCAGCAGUGCAAUCAAUGUGUAAUUAUAAGUGGUGAAACUGGAGCAGGGAAAACAGAAAGUACUAAGUUUCUUUUAAACUUUUUGGCAGCCGUAUCGAGUAAAACUAUAAUUGGCAAUCAAAUAGUUCAGUCUAAUCCAAUCUUGGAAGGUUUUGGUAAUGCAAAAACAACAAAAAACGACAAUUCUUCAAGAUUUGGAAAAUAUAUAGAAGUUUCCUAUAACCAAGAAGGAGUGAUUACUGGUGCUUGUAUUCAGCAUUAUCUUCUUGAAAAGUCUAGAAUUAAAUCUCAAAAUAUUGGAGAUAGAAAUUAUCACAUUUUCUAUGACAUGUUAGGAGGACUUCCAGAAUUGGAAAAAAAGAAACUCCAGCUCGGAAGGCCAAAUGACUAUUUUUAUCUGAAGCAGGGUGGUAAAAUAGUAUGUCAAGGGCAUGAUGAAAAAGUAGAAUUUCUGCAUUUAAAAGAAGCCAUGUCCAUUUUAAAUUUUAAAAAUGAAGAAAUAGAACACAUUUUUGAAAUGUUAGCAGCCAUUUUGCACAUAGGGAAUUUCAUCUAUAAAUCAAAAGUCGUUGGCAAUGAUGAUAUUACUGAAGUACAACCGACAAAUUCUUUGAAAGCAGCUAUCACAUUGUUAGGACUUGAAGAGAAUGAUUUGAUUCAUGUAUUAACACAUAAGACGAUCAUUGUUGAGGGGAAUAAAGUUGUAUCAGCAAUUCUUAUAGGCCAGGCACUAUCAAAAAGAGAUGCUUUUGCAAUGGGCCUUUAUAUGAGAUUAUUUUCUUAUGUUCUUACAACAAUUAAUAAAGCAAUAUCAAACCAUCAAUCUACAAAAAAUUCAACAAUAGGCAUAUUGGAUGUGUUUGGGUUUGAAAAUUUUAAGCAUAAUAGUUUUGAACAACUUUGUAUCAAUUACGCUAAUGAACAAUUACAGCAAUUCUUCGUCCAGCAUGUUUUUAUGUUAGAACAAGAAGAAUAUCAGUCUGAAGGGAUCGAUUGGACUAAUUUAGAGUUUCAAGACAAUCAAGCAGUGGUAGAAUUCCUCGGAGGAAAAAACAUAAGUGUUCUAGGGCUUGUCGAUGAACAGACACGAGUCCCAAAAGGAAGUGAUAUAGGAUAUCUUGUAAAAAUGAACCAAACCUUUUCUGAUAUUAAUUAUUACAUAAAAGACAAAUCAGAAGUUAGUAUGGAAUUUGGGAUAAGACAUUAUGCUGGGACAGUUAAAUAUAAUGUAGAAGGGUUCAUAGAGAAAAACGUUAGCACUUUAGGGGUGGACUGGCUGGAAAUCAUAAGAAAAUCGUCCAAUUCAUUCCUCAAAACCUUAUUCGGAAAUGAAUUGUCUACAUCAGUCAAGCCAGUUGGUCAUACCUUAGCAUCGCAGUACAGAACUUCACUUGAAGCACUUAUGAAAAUGUUAAACCAAUGUUAUCCAUUUUUUAUACGCUGCAUCAAACCAAAUAAUCAUAAAAAAACAUCAUGUCUUGAUCGUCCACUAGUAUCUAAGCAAUUGCAUUAUUCCGGUAUGAUGGAGACGGCCAAAAUCAGGCAAUCAGGCUAUCCCAUUCGGUACACUUAUCGUCAGUUUGUUGAAAGAUACCGAUUAUUGCUACCUGGUUGUGCCCCUAUCUCUAAGAUUCAAAACUGGAAUGCCCUGGCAUUACAUAUUUGUUCAAAAAAUUUAUCAAAAGAAGAGUAUCACUUGGGAAAGACGAAAGUGUUUUUAAAAAUAACAGAUGAAUUGCUGGAAUCUUUAAGAGAGAAAGUUCUCUCUAAAAAUGCGGUCAUACUUCAAAAGAAUUAUAAAUCUCAUUUAUACAGAAAGAAAUUCAUUCAAAUGAGAAAUGCAGCCAUAACGCUGCAGAGGCACUGGCGGGGCAGAAAUCCCCGAAAAGCGUUCCUUGACAUAAGAAUUGGGUAUCUUCGCCUUCAAGCAUGCCUCAGGUCUCGUCAACUUAGAAAUGAUUUUGUUCAAAUGAGAAUAGCAAUAAUUAAACUUCAGGCUAGAUGUAGAGGAUAUUUGCUACGAAAAAAAAUGAAUAAUAUCAAAUUUAAAAAGAGACAAUCUCUUACUCCACCUAUUUCUUCACCUAGAAGUGGACCAAAUAGUGUAAAUGACAUUGAUAAUUGGAUUGAAAAUGUUUUUGAUAGUGCAGUAGAAGAAAAAUCUGAAUAUUUUCAAAUUUCGGAAGAAGGUGUUGAAGCUAUAAAUGUCAAAGAAAUACUUGAAAACCCUUGUACAAUGACUUUUCAUAAAUAUGCUGCCAUUAAUUUCACUGGAAAUGUUCACAGUCGAUAUUUCAUAAAAAAGAUAAAACAACCACUUCUAGAACUUACAUCCUUUGCUGACCAAUUGGCUGCUGUAGCUAUUUGGGAAACAAUACUAAGGUUUAUGGGCGAUAUUGCCAAUGGUGACCAUUCUCAUUACAAUUUCAAUAAUAAAUCAGUAAUGAGUCAGCUCCAUGCAACUAUCUCCAAAUCGUAUCUACACUCAAAGAAAUAUAUUGAUGCUUAUAAUGCAUUCAAAGAGGAGGAAGAAAAAUUGGUUAAACAUGUUCUCAUAAAUGGCCCAAUUAAUCUAAUAAACUUAACUUUAGCUCACAGAAAUAAGUUACAAAAGGAAAUUGAGAAGGGAGAUCAAGAAGUGUCAAUUCUUAGAGAAAAUUAUGAUAAAUGGCUUAAUUCUAAAAGUACACUUUUGGACAAACUUCAAUUCAUAAUAGGUCAUGGAAUUCUUAGACAAACUCUUAGGGAUGAAAUUUACUGCCAACUCUGCAAGCAGCUGAGUGACAAUCCAAAUCCAAAUUCUUCCCAGUAUGGCUGGAUUUUAAUGAAUUUGUGCGCUUCUUGCUUUGCUCCAUCGAGCAAGUUUGCACCAACAUUACUUCAUUUUAUGGCUUCCAAUGGAAACAAACUUGGCUGCAUAAUGACUCUGCAAAGGACAAUUCACAAUGGACCAAGAAAUGAGCCACCAACCUCUUUUGAAUUAAAUGCAUUAAAAACCAAGCAACCAAUGGAAAUUAAAGUUUUGUUUCCAAAUGGUUCGAGUCUUGUAAUAAAAAUUGAUGCUGCUACAACAUCAAGUGAAGUAUGUAGGAAAGUGACAUCUCAUCUUGGAAUCAAAGAUCAAUUUGGUUUUUCACUUUUCAUCACAAUGUUUGGAAAGAGUUUAUCAUUGGAAAGCGGUGGAUGCCACAUUUUGGAUGCAGUCUUCCUCUGUGAAACAGUAGCGAAAGAAAGAGGAAUCCCUGAAUCUGAAGCACCGUGGUAUAUACGAUUUGCAAAAGAAAUGUUUAGCCCCUGGCAAACACAUCUUGAUGACUUAGUCGCUGCUGACUUAGUAUACAGUCAAGUUAUAAAAAACUCAUUUCUUGGAGAAUACCGGUGUACACAGGAAGGUGAACUUGCACAACUUGUUGCCCAGCAUUACUACGUCUCUUGUGGAAAAGUCCUGUUACCAGAGAUAUUAAGUAAUUUAAUCAGUGAAGUUAUCCCUGAGCCAUUACUUAGACAGAAAGGGACUGUCUAUUGGAUAAAGCUCGUCACUGAAACAUUCAAAAAGAGCUACUUCAUAAAAUUAAAAAUUCCUGAAGUGGAUGUUAAGUUAGAUGUUGUUACUUUUGCAAAAGAUAAAUGGCCCAUUUUGCUGUCAAAGUAUUAUGAAGUUAUGCAAAUUGCAGGAAUUUCUCUUGGAGUCCCAAAUCUACUUUUAGCAAUCAACUCAGAAGGAAUUUUUUUUACAAGAAACACUACAAAGAUAAUUCUUAAGUUUACAUAUGUAGAAAUAGCGUCAAUUGAAUACAAAACAGACCCUGAUGGUGAGGGCCAAGUACAUCUGUUAACUUUUAAUGAUCAGAAAUUUGUAUUCAAAACAAUAUAUGCUGAAAUUAUUUCUCAUCUAAUCAAAUGGAUCCAAGCAGAACUCAUUUCUCGAUCCAUUUAUGCCGUGGCUUUACAAAAUUAUUCUGCUCCUGUUUAUAAUUUUAUAACUUCAGAUUCAAGUUUUUUGUCACUGAGUGAAGGAGACCUUGUAAUCUUGGAAGAAGCCGUGCUAGAUAAUUUUGGUGGUUGGCUUAAAGGGUUUAAAAUGGGGACGGACAAAAUAGGAGAGUUCCCGUCAUCUGUAGUUCGGAUCUUGCCAACAUUAUCUAAACCGCCAAAUUAUGUUUUGGCAUAUUGUACAAAUAAGCAUAAUUCAGAAAGAUAUUUGACCAGUAAAUCAAUACUACUUAAAAAGCAUACCUUAGAAGAAUAUGCAGCAAGACAUUUCAGCUCUUAUCGAACUUCAAGACUUAUGUCAAAAAAGAAUGAUUCGCAGUCUGAACCAUGGAAAUAUUCAAAAUCCGUGAUAUGGGGACCACUUAAUAAAGGACUUGAUCAAUUGGCUCAUCUUGCAAUUAACAUGUUUUCAUAUAUUUUGAAAUACUCAACAGAUAAGGAUACUGGGAAUAAAUUGCUUCACACCAGGCCAAUAUUUGAGCCUGCUUUAGAUCAUGUUUCUCUCAGAGAUGAAUUAUAUUGCCAAAUUAUGAAGCAGCUGACUGAAAAUCCGAAUCCUGAAAAUGAAAAUCGAAUGUGGCAUCUUAUGUGGCUUGCAACCUGCCUUUUCAGCUGUUCAGAAUUUCUUUUGCCUGAACUAUGUUUGUUUCUUGAAACAAGACCUGUCUCUAUCGCACAAGAAUCUUUAAAACGGUUAAAAAUUGUACGAGAAAAAGGAGAAAGGCGCAAUGUACAUCACUGGAUCGAAGUAGAAGCAAUUGAGAAAGAGACUUCAAUCCUGCAUAAAGUAUCAUUUCCCAAUGGAAUGGAGCAGAUUUUUAAAGUGAACUCCUUCAAUAUUGUUGAUGAUCUUGUCAAAUUUAUUGGAGCAUAUCUCGGCCUAAAGUCAAUAGAAGGGUUUUCUUUAAUAUUAUCUUGUGAUGACAAUUCAACAAUUUCACUUCCGCCAAAAGAUUACUUAUUUGAUGCUAUCCUGGAUGCAUGUAAUUUUCCACAGACUGCAUCUAGCCAAGAGACUCCUAAAUAUAAUUACGAGCUAGUAUUUGUGAAAAAAAUUUGGAUUAACACAUAUCCUGGUGUAGAUAAAAUAGCAGAUUUAGUCUGCCAUUAUAAUCAGGAAUUGUCUAAAUAUAUGGCUGGUCUCCACAAUUGUACUUUAAACGAUGCAAUAUACCUUGCAGCUGUAAUUUUUAUAGCUGAAUACUCUUCUGAAAUGACAAAUCCUAAAGAUGAUAUAUUGAAAGUAUUUGUGCAUCUCAUCCCACAAAAUUUACAAGAUGAGCUCAGUGGUAGAGAAUGGAUUGAACACAUUCACUUAGUGUUUAACAAGCUAAAAAAUAUGUCAAAUGAUGAAGCAAAGAUUACAUUUCUUAAAGUGGUUCAAACAUGGUGGAGCUUCGGCUCAGCUUUCUUCAAUGUGCACAAAUUGAGUUCAAUGCAGGAUGACCAUUUACUGCUGGCUGUCAACAAAAAUGGAGUUUUCAUCAUAGAUCCUUACUCACAGGAAGUGCUUGCAACAUACAGCUAUUCACAAAUAAUUAUGUCAUUCUGUUCAAAGUUUUCAUUAACUUUGACAUUAACAAAUGGGAAUUUGUUAUUAUGGACAAAAAAUGCUCAUAAAAUUGCUGAUCUUGUUAAUUCUUAUUUAGAUGCUUAUGACAACAACCGAAUCAUGAGUUCUAACUAAGUAUAUUACUUAAAACGUUUAUUUGUAA